Messenger RNA from Cotesia glomerata, 4757 nucleotides. It is a transcript of the gene BicC, whose product is annotated as protein bicaudal C homolog 1. Bases 142 to 2664 code for a protein of 840 amino acids. The record is from RefSeq and is a predicted model, not a curated record. Gene Ontology annotation, molecular function: RNA binding; protein binding. NCBI's taxonomy places the organism in Eukaryota, Metazoa, Arthropoda, Insecta, Hymenoptera, Braconidae. Gene Ontology annotation, cellular component: cytoplasm. The transcript is spliced from 11 exons.
CACCUCCGCAGCUUACUGUAGAUCUGCUCACAGCUCACAUUCAUUGCAGCGCGAAGCCUCGCUCCGUUCGCACGUUACCGGCAAUAUCAAUCUGUGUCUCUACGCGCUUCUUUUGUGUUAUUAAAUAAAUAAAAUUCCGAGAUGAAGCCCGACAAUUUGGGAUUUACAGAGGACCGGAGGCCAAUGGAGACGAUGUCGGAAACAUCUGAGGCAACGACCACCACAGCAGCUUCCGAGUACCAAGGGUUCGACUACAACGAGGACAUUACAGUUUUGGCUCGCCAAUUAGGUAUCGACAACCUCGAAGAUCUGAAACGCGAACGUUUUCGCGUUAAUCGUCGCCGACUCGAACAAAUGCUGACAGGGGAAGAUGAAUCUUUGGAGCGGGCCGAUGUAUUCUUUGAAAAGAUUAUGGAACAAACAAGUACGAUGAUUUCUUGGCCAGCGAGAUUGAAAAUCGGUGCAAAGUCAAAGAAAGAUCCACACAUAAAGGUCGUUGGUCGUCAAGAGGAUGUAAAGGCUGCCAAAGAGAAGAUCAUGCAGAUCCUGGACACACGCCAAGCAUUGCGAGUGACGAUGAAGCUUGACGUUAGCUACACAGAUCAUUCACACAUAAUUGGAAAAGGUGGAUUAACAAUAAAGCGCGUAAUGGAAGAGACCGGUUGUCACAUACACUUUCCCGACAGCAAUCGCAGUAAUCAUCAAGAAAAGAGCAAUCAAGUUUCUAUCGCAGGAGAUAUGGAAGGUGUUGAAAAAGCUCGUGCUCGAAUUAGAAAUCUUACUCCAUUGAUUUUUUCCUUCGAGCUACCGAUAAUGGGAUCAAUGCAAGCUGUUCCUGACUCAACCAGUCCAUGCAUUGUUAAAAUUCAAGAGCAGUUUAAUGUACAAGUGAUGUUUCGAACUCGUCCUAAAUUACACGCUACUCUCGUAGUGGUUAAAGGUUGCGAAUGGGAGGUACAUCAAGUCAAGGAGGCUACUACCCGACUAAUAGGGUACUUGUGCAAAAAUUUAGCGAGUCAAAUAUCCGUUCAAAUGUCGAUGGAAAUCUCUCCGCAGCAUCAUAGCGUGGUUUUAGGUAAACAGAGCAAUAACUUGAAGUUGAUAAUGCAGCGCACCUCUACACAGAUCAUGUUCCCGGAUGCUGGAGACCCAAAUAUCCCCAGUCUCAAAAAGAGUAACGUCAUAAUUACCGGUGGGAUUAAUAAUGUCUACUUGGCACGUCAGCAUCUUAUAGGUUCACUACCGCUAGUUGUAAUGUUUGACUUCCCGGAAGAUGCAACGCCGACCUUCGACUCCGAAACCAUUUCACAACUCAUGCAAACUCAAGAUGUCUUUAUCAGCGUUCGAAACAAGCCAAAAGUCAGUGCUAUUUCUAUCGUAAUAAAAGGCGUUGAAAAGAAUGCAACCAGAAUUUAUGAAGCUCGAAGACAAAUUCUUAAUUUAAAAGAGCCAAGACUUCAUGCGAUGAUCCCUGACACUUAUAACAUUCCUAACGCUUCAAAUCUCUUUCUUGGUAAUACUGCUGGUAUUGUGUCCACUAAUAUGCGUGGCCGAACGGAAAGUUCUGCAGUCAAAUUUUUAGGCAUAACACCAAUGAGUUCGCAAAGCACCUCUCCAUACAGCAUGUCACCAUUGUCAUUAUCUCCAACAUCGAUGGGUUCAUUUAAUUUAUCUUCAAACUGGAGUGGAUCGGCUGGUUCGGUUUACUCUUCGUAUGGAAUAAAUCAUCCAAAUGUUCAGCUUUUGACAGCUACUCGUCAAGCGAUGCAGAGUAAUCUUUUGGCUCCAGCUGCUAUCAACCAGCACCAAAGUGUUAACCAGCACCCAAGUGUCAAUCACCAUCGCCAUGGCCAGUCUCUUCUUGGUGACUACUUUUCAUACAGCAGCGCUUCAAGCACUUUAACAAGUCCAUCAGCCAGUCCGCGUAAUGUCUCUCCAUCUCCAAUUGGAUUCUCAGACUCAAGUAUGGACAUCUCUGGAGUCUUUUCUGACUUCGGAAUUAAUGAGCUACCUAACGAACGAACAUCGAGCCGUCAAUUCACAGCGUUUGACUACGAGCAGAAGAAAAUUAUGGCAUUUAAAGCGAUGCAAAACAUCCCCAAGUCAACGGAGUACAGAGUACCAACUCCAACGUGGUCCGGUUAUGGACUAAGCCAGACAAUGCCUCCAGCUACCGUGACAUCUUUAGACUAUUCGGUGAGCUCUAAACCGAAGGAGACUUCGGACCUCUGGGACGGUCCUAAAACACCGUUAGCCUUCGCCUCAAGUAUAGAUUCUGCUCAAGAUAAGGGCAUGCUUGGUAUUUCUUCAUACCUCGAUCAUACACCUCAGUCACGACUUCAGAAAGUGCUUGAGGGCCCCCACACCGACAUGGCUAGCAUGCUGACCGGUAUUGGGAUGGAGAAGUACAUACGUUUAUUAGUGGCUAACGAAAUAGACAUGCUGACGUUCCGCUCGUUGACUGACAAAGAUUUAUGCGAGAUUGGUAUCAAAGCUUGGGGUGCUAGACGUAGAAUUUUACUUCUCAUUGCCGAGUUGAACAAAAGGUCGAUGCCGUACUCGGGAAGCGUAGCACCUGGAGCUGAGCGUAAAUCUUCUCUUCCGAGCGCAUCAUCGAGCUCUGGAAUAUCGAGUACUACUACUACCGUCGAGGGCAAGUGGUAAUGAUGAUAUCGAGUAAAUUCCUAUUUCUACUCUAAGUCAAAAAUCGUAAUAGUCGAGGUAGAAAAUGUUUAUCAGUGCUACUAUCAUAUACAAAAAUAUUACGAGAUGAUAUAUGAUAGUAGCUGAUUUGACUGCGGGAUAUAUAUUUAUUAAAAUUACACGUUGCAUUCAAUAUUUUAAAGGCCUCAAGAAAAAGGCCAGAGUUUAUGUUUGUGUACCGGAACAACUUGAUUACGUAUAUUAAUUUUUUUUCAUACAUAUUUUCUUUUCUUUCUCUUUACUUAUUUAUUUUUUUUUCUUAUUUUAAAUUUGAGUUCAAACGAUCUCUUUCAAGUCGGUACACAAAUUUGUUAUUGCUAAUAUUAUUUAUAGAUAUAUAGAGUUAGAGAUAAUCAUCAUCAUUAUCAAAAUCGUGAUCAUCAAUCAAUUUUUUUUAUAUAUAUUCAUAUUGCAUUAUAUUUAUUAAAUCUUAACCUACAAGCUUAGCAUGAAAAUUGAUUUUCAAUCUAUUUAUUAUUGUUAAUUAUACCAGAUGCUCAAAAUUAACAUGAGUUAAAAACUUUAUCGGUAUAAAUGUCGUGUAUAUACUGUAUAUUAAUGUAAGUGAUAAGUGAUAGGAUUAUAAAUUCUGAUUGUACAAAAUCAUCCGUGAUGAUUACAAGAUAAUAAUCCGCAAUUUUUACCUGCUAAGCGCAUGCAUAAAUUUUUUCACGUGUUCGUGAAUUGAUCAAUCAUAUAGCUAAGUUACACAUCCUUAAAGUAUGAAUAUAAGCAAUCGAGUUUGUUAAUUAGGUUAAUUAUAAUGAAUUUUCUUUACUACGUCUAAAUACAUGCAUCGUCUUCUAAAAAGAUGAUUAUUCUUAUUCGACUGAGCUUGAAAAUUCAUUAUGUAAAAGUUACUUUAUAUUUACAUCUUAUUAAUAUAAUAUAAUAUAUUAAUAUAAUAUUUGAACUCCAAGCUUCGAAUUAGAAAAAUGAACAUUGAAAUUUUCAAGUUUUACUUAGUUAAACAAUAGCUUAUGUAUUAUUAUUAUCAUUAUUAUUAUUAUUAUUAUUACUAUUAAUCAUUUAUUCCUUUUUAGAAGACGACAUAUGUAUUUACGUAGUGAAAUCAAUUAUUUGCAUGCCGGUGAUUGAGUAUCACACGAUUAAAUGAAUUGAUAAAUUGUGCAUUGAAAACUUUAACAUGAUGAAAAAAUUUCCCUUAUUGUAUGAUAAUUGUCAGUUCAGUGUAUUAAAAAUUAAUAGUUUAUUAAUUUAUCUCUCUUUUAAUAUCAAAUGAGUGAAGAAGGGAAAUAUGCUUUUAAUUGAGCCACUGCACUCGCAAACAGUUAUAAUUAAAUCAAAAAAUAUUUUAAAUACUAAUUUAUUUACUGAAUAUUUUUUUUUUUUUUUUCCACUUCAAUGCGUUAGGCAAUGAGCUUUGCUCACAAACGCUCUUAUAAUUGACUAUAAAAUACUGUGAAUCUUCUCUUUUUUUACCACUAAUAGUUUUUUGACUAAACAUAGAGUUUUAAAAGCAAGUAAUUGAAAUAUUUGUUAAUUAAUACAUUAAAUUAUUAAAAACAGUAUCGUGAUAUAAUUUUUUUUGCAAGUACAAGUAAUCUUCGAAUUGUUAUAACGACUUUUGAUCUUAACGACAUUAAAAAAAAAAACUUGUGUUCGUUUAAAUAAUUAGUCCUCGUUACAAUAAUUGUUUUUCUAAACCGCUUGUACCAUUCACUCAUAUUUAAAUAUCAUGAUAAAAAUAAUUUUUUUUCCCCUAAAAAUUUUUUUUUCUUUUUGCAUGUUUUAUUAACUGAGAGCAAAGUCUAAAUUUUGUAAAAGAAUAGGCUUUAUUAUUUAUCCAAUAAUAAAUGAUGAUAUAAAAAAUGUAUAUGUGAUAAAAUGAUCAAGUAGCAAUUUAUGCAAUUUUGAAAACUACUUAAUUCAAUUCAAUCUGAUUCAUCUAGCUCUUGAUCAUUUCAAAGAUAUAAACAAUCGAAAAAUAUAUUGUUAAUGUUAUUGGUAAUAAAAUGUAGCAUGUGGAAAUUUGUUGAAGAUUUUGAUAUUAUUAUUAUUUUGAUACAAGUAAAAAAUUUAUUUAAAAUUAA